Molecule: messenger RNA, 1605 nt
Organism: Dictyostelium purpureum
Lineage: Eukaryota; Evosea; Eumycetozoa; Dictyosteliales; Dictyosteliaceae
Exons: 1
Coding region: 1-1605 (534 amino acids)
Molecular function (GO): oxidoreductase activity; FAD binding
Source: RefSeq, a predicted model, not a curated record
AUGGUUGAACAAAAGCUAACUAAUAACUCAACAUCAACAACUCAAAAUAUAAUUCACCAACACCAACAUCAUUUCCAUCACCAUCAUCAUAUUCAUCACCAUCACCACAAUCAUAACGAAAACAAUUCAAAUAAUGGAAAUAACCAAAAUAGCUUUAAUUUAUUAAAUCAAAACCAAAAUCAAAAUAAUAUUCAGAAAUAUAUUAAUGAUUUAUCAUUAGAUGAAUCUGAAUCAUUAAAUAAUAUUAACUAUGAUUCUAAAAAACCAAAUUAUAAUCAAUUUAGAAAAAAAAUUAAAGGAAAAUGCUAUAUGAAAGGUGACCAAGAUUAUGAAACUCUUUGUAAUGAUAGAUGGGAUCAGGAUCCAAUUAAUCAACCUACUAUUAUUGUUAGAGCAAUUUCAGCUAAUGAUGUUAAAGAAACUAUAAACUUUGUUAGGGAAUAUUGUUUGAAAAUAGCAAUCAAAACCAGUGGCCAUAAUAUUGUCUCAGCAAUUGAUGGGGGUGUUUCUCUUGAUCUUUCAUUAAUGAAAUCAGUAGUUGUAAAUGAACGUGACCAAACUGUAAAAGUAGAAUGCGGUUGUACAUUUCAUGAUAUUGAUGAAAUUACUUCACAAUACGGUCUUGCAAUGCCAUUAGGCCAAAUUUCAUCAAUCGGUGUCGGUGGUUUUAGUACUGGUGGAGGUUUAGGCCACUUAACUAAACCUUAUGGUCUUAGUUGCGAUAAUUUAGUUGAGGCCGAAAUUGUUACAGCAGAUGGUUUAAAAUAUCGUUGUAAUUCAAAUAAGAACCGUGAUUUAUUUUGGGCAAUUAGAGGAGCAGCUGGUUUUGUCGGUGUGGUUACAUCUUUUACUUUCAAGUGCUAUCCAGUUAGUGACAUUGUUAUAGGUACAUUUACCUACGAUAUUAGUGCAAACAAUACCCUCGCAAGAGAUGCACUUGUUCAAGUUGGUACAAGACAUUUACAAUAUCCAACAAAAGAUCAACUGGUUUAUAUUAUCAAUAUUAACCCCGGUGCCACAUCCGAUUCAGUAUUAAUAAAGGCUGUUUAUCUCGAUGGUGCAAAUAAUCCAACUUUAGGUACCCAAUUAAUACAAGAUUUUCAAAAUGCAACAAACCCGACUACCGCCUCAAUCUCUGUAAUUCCAUUCACCAACUUACAAUUUGAAUUUGAUGGUUUAAUUAUGCCGGGUAAAUAUUAUCAAGAAGGUCCUUUAAUAAAAACAACCAUCACCCAAGAUGUUGCCGAUUUAAUCCUCUCUCAUAUGGCCUCGCGUAUUAAGCAAACCUUUUCUUCAAUUAUUAUUACUGAAUUGGGUGGUCAAGUUAACAAACUCUCUACUAGUGACUGUGCUUUCCCAGUUAGAAAUUCUACUUUCAAUAUUUUCUAUACCUCGGUACUCACCAGUGAUGCUACUGUCAAUCAAUCUAUUAAACAAUGGACUCAAAAUUCAAUUAAAGAUUUAUCACCAUAUACAGCAGGUCAUUAUAUCAAUACAACCUAUCUUACUGAUAUGAGAAUUGUAUUUGGUAGUAAUUUUACCAAACUACGUAAAAUCAAAAAUGAACACGACCCAGACAAUAUUUUCCGUUCAUUAUAUAAAUAA